Propithecus coquereli (Coquerel's sifaka) is the source of this 1846-nucleotide messenger RNA. RefSeq names its product solute carrier family 25, member 38 (gene SLC25A38). Gene Ontology annotation, cellular component: mitochondrial inner membrane; mitochondrion. The transcript has 7 exons. Gene Ontology annotation, molecular function: glycine transmembrane transporter activity. Gene Ontology annotation, biological process: glycine import into mitochondrion. Bases 328 to 1242 code for a protein of 304 amino acids. The record is from RefSeq and is a predicted model, not a curated record. NCBI's taxonomy places the organism in Eukaryota, Metazoa, Chordata, Mammalia, Primates, Indriidae.
UAAAGCCCGGGGUGGGGCAGGAUGGGCUGGAAUGCAGAGCUGUGGAGUCCGCGGGGCGGGUGAAGAACGGCGAGUAACUGUUCCUGGGGCAGGACCGUUCGGCGUCCGCAGCCACACGCGGGCCGUGGGCCCACAGCCCCAAGACGCGCAGGUCUGGACCCGGGCGGCUGGGUGUUUACGGGUGCAAACGUCAGCGAGCCCCCGGACUAAAACGCGGCGCCUGGCUGCCGCUGUCCCCUGGCCUUCUCCUUUCAAGGUCGCCAGGGCCAGGCCUGAGCGCCCAUCGACUGCACCCUGGGCCCAGAGCACUCGCGGGCAUCCUCUCCGAUGAUUCAGAAGUCACGGCCCGCGCUGCUGCAGCCCCAAGAUGUCGGAGACACGGUGGAAACGCUUAUGUUACAUCCGGCGAUCAAGGCUUUCCUGUGUGGCUCCAUCAGUGGGACCUGCUCUACACUCCUUUUCCAACCUCUGGAUCUCCUUAAAACACGCCUGCAGACUCUCCAGCCCUCAGACCAUGGGUCUAGACGAGCUGGGAUGUUGGCUAUACUGUUGAAGGUGGUUCGCACAGAGAGUCUUCUGGGCCUUUGGAAAGGGAUGUCCCCUUCCAUUGUGCGAUGUGUCCCUGGUGUUGGAAUCUACUUUGGCACCCUCUACUCUUUGAAGCAAUAUUUCUUGCGAGGCCAUCCUCCCACUGCCCUGGAGUCAGUCAUACUGGGGGUGGGCUCUCGCUUCGUUGCAGGAGUCUGCAUGUCGCCUAUCACUGUGAUCAAGACACGUUACGAGAGUGGGAAGUAUGGCUAUGAUAGUAUCUACGCCGCCCUGAGGAGCAUCUAUCGCAGCGAGGGGCACCGGGGCCUCUUCAGCGGCUUGACAGCAACUCUCCUUCGUGAUGCGCCUUUUUCAGGAAUCUACCUGAUGUUUUACAACCAGACCAAAAACAUAGUGCCUCACGACCAAUUGGAUGCAACCCUUAUUCCUGUUGUAAAUUUCAGCUGUGGGAUAUUUGCUGGUAUUCUGGCUUCACUGGCAACUCAACCUGCAGAUGUUAUCAAAACUCAUAUGCAGCUCUCCCCAGUGAAGUUUCAGUGGAUUGGCCAAGCAGUGACACUCAUCUUCAAAGACUAUGGACUUCGUGGCUUCUUCCAAGGCGGUGUCCCCCGGGCCCUCCGCAGAACCCUGAUGGCAGCAAUGGCAUGGACAGUAUAUGAAGAGAUGAUGGCCAAGAUGGGCCUGAAGUCCUGACCAAGAGACCACUGGGAAAGGGUGGAAUCUAUUGCCCUGCUUGGUUUCUGCCAAUGGCUGCUGCUCAUCACUAUCCUGCAGUAAGAGGUAGUUCUAUCUGGAAACCAGGCAGAAAAUGGCAUUGCCUUUGCCUUCAGUAACCCCAUUCAGGGAGAGAAUAGAUGAACCUGAUUCAAGCCUUCAGAAUCUCCCAGAAGAGGAGUCAUCAAUACACACAGCACACUGGGGAGUUAGGAAAAAGCUUUGCAUACCCUCAAGGCUACUUGCAAAGGCGUUUCUGGGGAGAGCUCUAUCAGGUAGCUCUGAUUCAGCUUCCCCACCGUACACCGUGGUGCCUCGUUGGGGAUGUUCUUGGGCAAGGAAUCACAAAGCCUGAGAAGCUACAGCUGGGGAAGACUGGAUCUGAGGGGAAGAGUCAUUGUCACCAGGCUGAAGACUCUGAGGUGGUGGCAGGAUGAGGAAGAAAAGAAAUCCUUACUUACUGGGUUCCUAGUCAACUUCUCAGAGGCUCUGGAGAACGGGGAUAGUGGCUUCCUAGUUUCUAAAUAUCCAAAUAAAAUUUUUUGAUUUUGGUCCCUGUACUGUUUAACCUCUAAGUUGUUCU